GCCAUUCCACGGACUGCCGUCUUGGCUCAACGGGCUUCGAUGAGAUUUCGAGAGGCGUGUGGCCUCAACGCAGCGCCGCAGCGCCCAUGGUCCAACACCUGAGUGCCCGUUGCAGCCAGCUGCCGGGUGAUUCCUAUGACACCGUGGCGGAGACCGAUGAGGAGGGGGGCUUAAGCCACCGCUGGCGUCAUCCGGCCCCUCCUUCCGAUGGCCAGCGGAUGGCCGGCAGCUUGCGACGGAUUGCCAUGGUGGGCACUGCCCUGGUGCUGGGAGUCGCUGCGGUCUAUGCACUGCGGCAGACAGCCCGGAGCGGCCUGGGUGAGUCGCUGCUCUCGGCGCAGCAGCUGAUGGGCAUCAAGGCACCCCAGUGCCUGAGGGAUGAGGAGGAGUUCGCGGGCCUUUGUUACAUGAAAUGCUCCUUGUUGACUGGUGGUCGUGCACCCUUUCGCGUGGCCGCAAGUGCGUGUUGUGUGAACGACAACCAAUUCUUUUGCAGCCUGCUUCAAAGUCAGCAAGCCAUCUCAAACAGUUUGUCCGUGGGCGGCGGUGCGGCCAUCCACAACAACCCCCAUGCCCCCGGCGUGGGCGGGAUCUGUGCUCUGGUGGAGGAAGCGUACCAGGGCCUAUGCUAUCCCAAGUGUGCAGACUUGACCGACGGGAAAUCUGCGCACCGUGUGGGUGCUUUUGCAUGUUGUGCUGGUAGUAGAGUGGAGUGCCUCAAUGGCAAAGGCACCAUCUCUACCAGUCCGGAUUUUGGAGGUUCGGUGAUCCCGGAGGCCAAAGAUACCGGGAGAUCGUACAAGGCGAUCAACAUCAUGGAUGCCAGGUGCGACCACGAUGAGGACGAGUUCAAUGGCUUAUGCUACACCAAGUGUAGCGAGCUGACCUAUGGAAAGAGCACCUUGCGCACGGGUCCUGGAAGCUGUUGCAACUGCGGCAAGGGCUUUUUCUCGGGCUUGUGUUGCAUGAUUCCGUGGAAUGUGGUCACAGAUCCCAGCUUUACGGUGGGCAUGUCCAGCAAUGGAGAGCCUUCAGAUCCGCAUCCUCCGGGGAUGCAGGUGAAAUGCUCCUCCGAAGAAGAGGAGUUUGAAGGCAUUUGCUAUGAGAAAUGCUCCACAUUGACGAAAGGUCAGAUGCCCUAUCGUCUCUCGUCGGUGGCCUGCUGCAAGUUUCCAGGGCAGGCGGCCUGUCACAACCUGCAAAAUUCAGUGGUGAACAUCAACUUGGACAAGAGUCAGGAUCUGAGCAAUGCUUUGCCUCAUGCUCCGUACAUGAGACCUGAAACCGACUGAGCGCCGGGGCAGCCGUUUCACCCAAAAACCCCAAGCGACGCAUUCUCCAAACGGGAGAUCGAAAGUGCUGGCGCAUCAAA
Molecule: messenger RNA, 1372 nt
Organism: Cladocopium goreaui
Lineage: Eukaryota; Dinophyceae; Suessiales; Symbiodiniaceae
Source: the annotation of a GenBank genome assembly